AUGAGCCUAUUUAAUGCCAAAGAUGAUAUCGAGGCCGGCGAGAAAUCAAUCGACAACAGCACCGACCAUACUCCUGAUGAUCAAGGAGCAGUCGCCGUCGACACUCUUGCACUUGGAGACUCUUGGUAUGCAAAAACGCAGCGACUUGCCGGCAAGUUUGGCGUGGAACAGCGAGGGAUUGAAAGAGUGCCCAGCCAUGAGCGCUCCAACGCCCCAGUCAGUCAAGUCGGCACCAUGUGGCUCUCAGCAAACAUGGUCGUCUCGUCCUUCGCCAUUGGAGCGCUGGCGUAUCCUGUUUUCCAUCUCGGCUUCAUCGACACCAUUCUGAUCAUCCUCUUCGUCAACCUUCUCGGUAUAACUCCUGUCGCUUUCUUCAGCACUUUCGGACCUCGCUUUGGUCUGAGACAGAUGGUUCUGUCCCGUUAUUUCUUCGGGUUCUAUGGCGUCAAAAUCGUCGCGGUUCUCAACGUACUCGCCUGUGUCGGCUGGUCAGCCGUCAAUGUCAUUGUCGGAGCUCAACUACUCCACGCCGUGAAUCCCUCCAUGCCUGGAUGGGCGGGAAUCAUCGUCAUCGCCGCUGCCACCUUCCUAGUGACCCUGUUCGGCUACAAGAUCGUCCACACGUACGAGAGAUACUCGUGGAUCCCCUGCUUUAUCAUCUUCAUGAUUGUGCUCGGCGAGUUCGCCCACUCGGGCCGCUUCGAGAACAUCCCCAUGGGCGUCGGGCUUGCCGAAGCUGGAUCGGCUCUCUCUUUCGCCGCUUCGGUCUUUGGUUUUGCCACUGGCUGGACCUCCUACGCCGCCGAUUACACCGUGUACCAACCGGUGGAUCGUCGCCGCACGUCGAUCUUCUGCUGGACGUACGUCGGUCUCGCUUUCCCGCUCCUCUUUACGGAGAUGCUCGGCGCGGCCGUUGCCACCGCCAUGGCGGCCAACGACGGGGACAACAUCUACAUGGAAGGCUACCACGCAUCGCACAUCGGCGGUCUCCUCGCGGCCGUCCUCGUCCCGCCCCUGGGCACAUUCGGCCAGUUCUGCCUCGUCGUCCUCGCGCUCUCCAUCAUCGCCAACAACUGCCCAAACAUCUACUCCGUCGGCCUCACCCUCCAGCUCCUGGCCAAGCGCUCCCAGCGCGUCCCCCGCUUCGCCUGGACCUUCCUCGGGACCCUGGUCUACUGCGCCGUCGCCAUCCCCGGAUACGGACACUUCGAGAACGUCCUCGAGAACUUCAUGCUGCUGAUCGCCUACUGGCUCGCCAUCUACGAGGGCAUCUCCAUCCCCGAGCACGUCCUCUUCAGGCGCGGCUUCGCCGGCUACGACCCUGCCGUCUACACGGAUGCCACGCGACUCCCUCCUGGCCUCGCCGCUGUCGUCGCCUUCUCGUUCGGCGCCAUGGGAGCCGUUCUCGGCAUGGCGCAGGUGUGGUUCGUCGGGCCCGUGGGAAAGCUCUGCGGGACCGGCUCCGGUGGAGACGUGGGCUUCGAGUUGGCCUUUGCUUUCGCUGCCCUUACCUACAUCCCAUUGAGAUUCUGGGAGCGCAAGCAGUUUGGACGAUGA
This is a messenger RNA of Drepanopeziza brunnea f. sp. 'multigermtubi' MB_m1, 1557 nucleotides long. RefSeq lists its product as uncharacterized. Gene Ontology annotation, biological process: transmembrane transport. The record is from RefSeq and is a predicted model, not a curated record. Lineage: Eukaryota; Fungi; Ascomycota; Leotiomycetes; Helotiales; Drepanopezizaceae. Gene Ontology annotation, molecular function: transmembrane transporter activity. Gene Ontology annotation, cellular component: plasma membrane; fungal-type vacuole membrane.